Molecule: messenger RNA, 1082 nt
Organism: Cephus cinctus (wheat stem sawfly)
Lineage: Eukaryota; Metazoa; Arthropoda; Insecta; Hymenoptera; Cephidae
Exons: 2
Coding region: 125-835 (236 amino acids)
Source: RefSeq, a predicted model, not a curated record
ACCUGUGACAUUAAAGAGUUUGAUAUACUGAUAAGAUAAACGUAAAUCGCGAAUUGACUGACAGGUAGUAGAUUGACUAAUGACAAUCUACGAUGUUGACCAGAUAAAAAUUAGGACGUAAUGGAUGCGUCGUAUUCACUGGCAGUGUGCUUGGAAGCUUCAUCGAAGGCUCAUGGCUGCGUGGCUCUUUAAGUCGCAACAGUUGCUCGCCAGAAGUAAUAGCGACAAUGGAAAAGGAUUUGCUACCACGAGACUCUUUGCCCUACGUCAAUCGAGAUGGUUUAAUCAGGACGAAUCUAAUUUAUUCAAAAAUGUCUUAGAUUCGGGUUACAUACUAGAAUUACGUAUUCCAAAGAAUACGGACACUCGUAACGUGGACAAGGAUGCUGCGGAAACCUUGGAAUACGGCAUUGUCCUUUGGAUCGAUAAACCAGAUGGCGAAGACAAGGAGGCAAUGGUCGUGUACCUUGAUCCCCAGAGUGACAAGUCCAAGAAGAAAGAUCGUGAAAUUAAGUACAUUUCACUCCAUCAAUUCUGGUCAAGCGGCAUUGAGAUAAGGAUUAACAACAUGGGCGACCGAGAAAAGAAGCCUAAUAGCCCUGAGGAAAUUGUCGAUCAGGUAAAUCGUGCCUUGCGUGGAUCUUCCAAAUGGCACGACAGUAAAGCAUUUGUAUACUGGUGCCGUUAUGGCAGUCCUCCUACAACCGUUCAGGAAAAUAGCAGAAGACGACAAUUGAGCGACGCAGCCAUCCGGUGGGGAAGCAUCUCUGCCAGUGCUGGUGCUCUAUUCUACACGUCAAGACGUCAACGCAGACAUUCCGAACGAUCUGGCUAAAAUUAUUGAAAAACGAUUAUUCGUAAUUUGUCGCUAGGAGAGAAUUAAAUUAUUUACCUUGUUACCAUGUUAUGAGAUACGUUACCAUAACUUACUAUAUGCAGUAUUUUAUUAUAGUAUUUAACGUAGUCGUUAGAUUUUUCUCAUACAUCAUAGACAACAUUUUUACUGUUUAUCUCUUGUGAGAGAUUACUUUUUACUUCUAAGAAUAUGAUUUAUUGGUAUCAAUAAAUAAGAUUCACUCUUA